Gopherus evgoodei (Goodes thornscrub tortoise) is the source of this 5693-nucleotide messenger RNA. RefSeq names its product glycogen phosphorylase B (gene PYGB). The record is from RefSeq and is a predicted model, not a curated record. Lineage: Eukaryota; Metazoa; Chordata; Testudines; Testudinidae. Gene Ontology annotation, biological process: glycogen catabolic process. Gene Ontology annotation, molecular function: glycogen phosphorylase activity; pyridoxal phosphate binding. Bases 34 to 2565 code for a protein of 843 amino acids. The transcript has 20 exons. Gene Ontology annotation, cellular component: cytoplasm.
AGCCCUAGCCCCGCAGCCCCCCGCAGCCCGGCCAUGGCGGCGCCCCGCAGCGACAGCGAGAAGCGGAAGCAGAUCAGCGUGCGGGGCAUCGCGGGGCUGGGCGACGUGGCCGAGGUGCGGAAAAGCUUCAACCGGCACCUGCACUUCACGCUGGUCAAGGACCGCAACGUGGCCACCCCCCGCGACUACUUCUUCGCGCUGGCGCACGCGGUGCGGGACCACCUGGUGGGGCGCUGGAUCCGCACCCAGCAGUGCUACUACGAGCGGGACCCCAAGCGUAUUUAUUACCUGUCUCUGGAAUUCUACAUGGGCCGCACCCUGCAGAAUACAAUGGUGAACUUGGGUAUGCAGAAUGUCUGUGAUGAAGCCAUUUACCAGCUGGGUCUGGACUUGGAGGAGCUGGAAGAAAUCGAAGAAGAUGCUGGCCUGGGUAACGGAGGACUGGGUCGCCUGGCAGCUUGCUUCCUCGACUCCAUGGCGACGCUGGGGCUGGCAGCCUAUGGCUAUGGGAUCCGAUACGAAUUUGGCAUAUUUAAUCAGAAGAUUGUCGAUGGCUGGCAGGUGGAGGAAGCUGAUGAUUGGCUGCGCUAUGGCAACCCCUGGGAAAAAGCCCGUCCUGAGUAUAUGCUUCCUGUGCAUUUCUAUGGCCGAGUGGAGCACACUGCAGAGGGUGUGAAGUGGCUCGAUACUCAGGUAGUUCUUGCCAUGCCUUAUGAUACCCCCGUGCCAGGAUACAAGAACAACACCGUUAACACAAUGAGGCUGUGGUCUGCCAAAGCGCCCAAUGACUUCAACCUUCAGGAGUUUAAUGUGGGCGAUUAUAUUGAGGCUGUGUUGGAUCGAAACCUGGCAGAAAACAUCUCCCGAGUCCUGUAUCCGAAUGACAAUUUCUUCGAAGGGAAGGAGCUGCGGCUGAAGCAGGAAUACUUCGUGGUAGCCGCCACCCUGCAGGACAUCAUUCGCCGUUUCAAGUCUUCCAACUUCGGCUGCCGAGACCCGGUCAGGACAUGCUUCGAGACCUUCCCAGACAAGGUCGCCAUUCAGCUGAACGACACUCACCCAGCACUUUCAAUCCCGGAGCUGAUGCGGAUUCUGGUGGACGUGGAGAAAAUGGAGUGGGAGAAGGCCUGGGAGGUCACAAAGCGGACCUGCGCCUACACCAACCACACCGUGCUGCCCGAGGCCCUGGAGCGCUGGCCAGUCACCAUGUUCGAGAAGCUGCUGCCGCGCCACCUGGAGAUCAUUUAUACCAUCAACCAAAGACAUCUGGAUCAUGUGGCCGCCCUCUACCCCGGAGACCUAGACCGUCUGCGCAGGAUGUCCGUGAUUGAGGAAGGGGACUGCAAGAGGAUUAAUAUGGCCCACCUCUGUGUGAUCGGCUCCCACGCCGUCAAUGGGGUGGCCAGGAUUCACUCUGAAAUUGUGAAGAAUUCCGUAUUCAAAGAUUUCUAUGAGCUGGAACCAGAGAAAUUCCAGAACAAGACGAACGGCAUCACUCCGCGGCGCUGGCUCCUGCUGUGCAACCCAGGACUAGCAGGUGUAAUUGCUGAGAAAAUCGGAGAAGAUUUUGUAACGGAUCUGAGCCAGCUGAAGAAGUUACUGGAUUUUGUCGAUGACGAGGUGUUUAUCCGAGAUGUGGCCAAAGUCAAACAGGAGAACAAGCUCAAGUUCUCAGCCUACUUGGAGGAGAAGUACAAAGUGAAAAUCAACCCGUCCUCCAUGUUCGACGUGCACGUGAAGCGGAUUCACGAGUACAAGAGGCAGCUCCUCAACUGUCUGCACGUCAUCACCCUCUACAACCGCAUGAGAAAAGACCCAUCAAAGUCCUUUGUGCCAAGGACGGUGAUGAUUGGAGGAAAGGCAGCUCCCGGCUACCACAUGGCCAAAAUGAUUAUCAAACUGAUCACGUCCAUCGGGGAUGUUGUCAAUAAUGAUCCCUAUAUAGGAGAUAGACUCAAAGUCAUCUUCUUGGAGAACUACAGGGUGUCCUUUGCUGAGAAAGUGAUUCCCGCGGCCGAUCUGUCCCAGCAGAUCUCCACGGCCGGCACCGAGGCCUCGGGCACGGGGAACAUGAAGUUCAUGCUGAACGGUGCCCUCACCAUCGGGACAAUGGACGGGGCCAACGUGGAGAUGGUGGAGGAAGCCGGCAAGGAGAAUCUGUUCAUCUUUGGCAUGCAGGUGGAGGACGUGGAGGCGCUGGACAAGCGAGGGUACAAUGCUCGGGAAUACUACGAGCGCAUUCCAGAGCUGAGACAAGCCGUCGACCAGCUCAGCAGCGGCUUCUUCUCGCCUAAAGACCCUGGCUGCUUCCGGGAUGUUGUCAAUAUGUUGAUGAACCACGACAGAUUUAAAGUGUUUGCUGACUACCAGGCCUACAUGGAGUGCCAAGGCCGUGUUGACCAGCUGUACAGGAAGCCAAGAGAGUGGACUAAGAAGGUCAUCAAGAACAUUGCUUCCUCGGGGAAGUUUUCCAGUGACAGGACGAUCACCGAGUAUGCCAGAGAGAUCUGGGGUGUGGAGCCAUCAGCUGUAAAGAUCCCCCCACCUAAUGUCCCCAGGGAAUAAGCUAGGCACUAAAUGUGUGUCUGGUUGAUCCAGGCUUAAGGUGCUUCUGGUUUCCAGCUAGAUUUGCACAGAUGAACUUACACCAGUUGAGGGUUUGGAAUCUAUAAACCAGGGCAUUCGCCAGGGAGAAGAGGGUGCUUUUAAUAAGAGCACAGGGGGAGAUGUUGGCCAAAGCCUUGUGUGUGAAAACAAGUAAAGUAAAACAGAAGGAGCAGGAAACCUGCUUAGAACUGAAGCUAUUCUGUGUGUUACUCGUUUAGCCACCUUGCAUGUCCUGUACCGUGUUGAGUGAGCUAAUGGCUGCAUAGGCUUCCUGCAGUUACAUCCCAUGCUAGGCCAAGCACUUAGCGAAAGUCUCGUUUCCCCCUUCCGUAGAAAGGCUGCUCUAGUGUCUGUAGACUGGGUGAUCGCUGAACACCCUGCUCACGUGAUCUGCCAGCAUGGUCUGAGCCUGCCCAUACCUCCCACCCUGCCAGUCACUGCUAGGGACCUCACCCAGGUUCUUACACCUUCCAGCCAUGGUCAGAGCUGGGACACUGGUUACGUGAAGCGGGAGUGGAGCCAAAACACCUCUUUUUCCCUAUUAAUGUUUUAUGGCUAAAGGUAAAUGACUCCACCCUAGUGAGGGGGCUAGUUUUGCUGCAUUGGUUGAAGUAGGAUUAAACUCCACUAUCCAGCCGGCCUGUUUUAAUUAUCACAAAAUUAUAUUUAAACUGCCAAGCAGGAACCUUGCAGCCAGAGCUGCCCAACUCUGUGUGAGCCCAGCAGGGGCUUUCAGAGCCCACCUGAGCCCUAACCGGCUGGUUGCGUCUGCAUCUAGCAGCCCUGGGUGAGCUGGAGGGUGGGAUGUGUGAGAUUCAUGCUGAAAAUUGGCAGCUAAUGGACUUCAGCCAAGAUUGAAACCAGCCUCUUUCCUCACCAAGUGGGGGCCAGGGGUUUUGGGAGUUGCACUAAAGAGGGCACCUAAUUUGAAUUAAAAAGCAGCUUGCGGACAGCAAUUCAAUAUGGCGGUGCCUCCAAGCACAAGAUGGUGCCUUAGGGACCCAUAACCUCUCCAAGUGGUGUAUGUAGAGCUGUUAUGAAGGCAUGAGAGAUUGUAUUAGCCCUCAUCUACCAUGGGGGAACGCAGAACCGCUCUACCCACUGAGCAGGGAGAUGUACAGGACACUGCAAACCUGUGGAAAUGCUUCCUAUAGAAUUUUGGUUUAGUGAGGUCAAGCCCCCUGCAGCUGCCAGUUCACAGCUGAGCCUGGCUUGUGCUUUGUAAUGCAUCCGAGGCUCAUGCUCAUGAAAGGGCUCAAUGUUUCCUGAAGAAAUACUUGUAAACACUGUGCUUGUUUGAGAGCAGGGCGCUGUAUUUCUGAAGCAUGUGGAUCCUGCACAUGGCCUUGUGCCAUCCACCAUGCACAGGGGAAAGAGGAGCCCGUCAGCUUAGAGCUUCCCCCCUGCCCAGGCCAGCCUGAACCCAACACCUGUUUUUAUUGUUGGUACAGUUGUGGGCCCUGCAGUCAGGGACAAAGACUAACCAUCAGUUUCCCUCUGACAAAGGGCCCUGCAUUUACUGUGCUGGCCAUGGGCCCUCGCUGGUCACACUGACCCCUUCCUACACAGAACUGCUCCAUCCCCUUUUCUACCUGUCAGGCUAAGCUGUCUGUGUGACCUAGCCCCAGAAAGCGCCAUCGCCCGCCCUGGGGCAUUGGCUACUGACCAGCCCAUCAGCUAGCAGGCAAGUCACUACCCCCAUAACCCUUCAGUCUGCACACAGAGCUACGGGCCAGGACCAUGUAGCCCAUGGCAGAUGCCCCCAGCGUCUGAUGGGGAAAAGGCCUGGAAAGGUACAGACAGGAUCUAUGGCCAGGGGCCUCCACAGCCCAGGGCAGGAGCCUGGAAGGGCCUGAGCAUUAACAUCCCAGGGCCCCAUAGGGCCUACCAGCCACAGCUAGGCUUAGUCACUGCCCCUAUGUGGCUGGAGCUUGAAGCUCCUAGAAGUGGAAGGGACAGAUUCCUGCAUGGUGUCCCUCGGCCCAGCUCACACAGAGCAAGCCCAUCAGCACCGAGUGGUCUGAUACGAUGAUUUCAUUAUCCUCACCCAGCCUCCCACCUGUGCAUUUCCUAAGUGGAGUCAGGCAAAGCACAGACACUAGGAGGCUAAGAGUGAGGAUCUUGGCCCAGGAGCUGACAGCCAAAUACAGAAUUGCUGGGAAAUAUCAUCUGCCACAGCACAUUUGAAAUGAAGUGGAGUCCUGGCUCACCUGGCUUUGCUGUGUGCAUUGAUGCGUUAACAUCCUUUGCUCAUGGGCACAGAGAUGUGUAAGAGACUAAGCCUGUCACGUCUCAGCUAGGAAGGGGAUAUGCUUCCUGUGUACAGAAAAGGUGUGCAUGGAUAUCAAGUACAGCCUUGUUAUUUAAAUGAUCAGAAAGACCAACCCUUAAGUCCACAUAACAAUUUUUAACCGUCGUGUUGGUGCAGCCGUGUUAGACCCAGGAUUGUGGAGAGCGACGGUGAGAUAAUGACUUUUAAUGGAUCAACUGCUGUGGGUGAGAGACAUGAACUUUUGGGUGACACGGGCUGGAGAAGACCUGAAGAGCUCUGUAUAGCAUUAUCUCACUCACCUUGUGUCUCCCGGAUUUUUAAACACUGUCAAAUUUCUUGAAUACACAACAAUACUUCUGCUAAAGAAUGUACCGUAUAUCAUCAGCAUACAGCUGCUGAUCUAUAUCCUUUGUGUUUUGCAUUGAUCUGCUUGAGGAGGAGUACUUGCUGGAUUGUCCAUGUGUUACUGACAUUUCAUAGGCUGUGUUCCAUGAACUGGGAUAUUUGAACUGUAACAACAGAACACAAUUGCUAUCUUAGAAAUCAACUUGUACUGAGCAGGAAAGUGGAAGGUUUUGAACUUUGAGCAGCCCAGUUGCUUCUGUAUCUGCCUCUAACGGGACAUGCAAAUAGAUUUAGUGCAUUGUUUCAACAUGUUGGCACGAAGUAUGGCUAUUACUCUGUGUAGUAAAUCAGUGUUCCUCACCUGUGCAUUGGAAACUGAUAAAACAAUUGUAAUGCCCAGCUGGUUUUUGUUCAAAUCCUUGGUCUCUAGUACUGCUAGCCUCACAAUAAAAUAAACCUCAGAAAUUGA